Molecule: messenger RNA, 1448 nt
Organism: Priapulus caudatus
Lineage: Eukaryota; Metazoa; Priapulida; Priapulimorpha; Priapulimorphida; Priapulidae
Product: forkhead box protein G1-like
Exons: 1
Coding region: 94-1293 (399 amino acids)
Biological process (GO): regulation of transcription by RNA polymerase II
Cellular component (GO): nucleus
Molecular function (GO): sequence-specific double-stranded DNA binding; DNA-binding transcription factor activity
Source: RefSeq, a predicted model, not a curated record
AGGGGCAAAAGUUGCACGAUCUCGUGCAUAUCCGAUGCUGUCGGCAGACCACACACUACUACUCGCCGCACACCGCACAAAAACUGUCGCAGCAUGGUAAAGUCGGAUGUGAUCGUCAUGACGACGAAGACGACGACAAAGAGACUGCACAGCUCGUUUAGCAUCAGCAGCAUCCUGCCGGAAACGAUGCACGACGACGAUGACGAUACCGAGAACCUCGCGUCACCCGUCAGCGACGACCGCACGCACGACUACGACGUCGCCAACACGAACAUCGAGAGCGACGACAUCGACGUGACGACGACCGACGCCAACGACGACGACGAGGAGGAGAAAUCCGCCGAGCAGGAACCCAGAGAGAAGGGUACCGGCAACAACAAGGACGGUAAGGAGAAGAAGGAUAAGAAGGGCGAGAAGCCGCCAUUCAGUUACAACGCGUUGAUCAUGAUGGCGAUCCGCAGCAGCCCUGAAAAACGCCUCACGCUCAACGGUAUCUACGAAUUCAUCAUGAAGAACUUUCCCUACUACCGCGAAAACAAGCAGGGCUGGCAGAACUCGAUCCGUCACAACCUCAGCCUGAACAAAUGCUUCGUCAAGGUGCCUCGCCACUACGACGACCCGGGGAAAGGCAAUUACUGGAUGCUAGAUCCGAGCAGUGACGACGUCUUCAUCGGUGGCACGACGGGGAAGUUACGGCGUCGCUCCACGGCCGCGUCGCGUAACCGCAUCGCCGCCUUCAAGCGCGGCAUCCCGGGUAUCGACGACAAGCCAAUGUUCUGGCCCAUGUCGCACAUGUACCCGUUCUCGCAGCAACUCGCGACCGCCUUCCGCUACGGAACACCGACAGCCGCUUACCCGUACAGCACGCUCGUGGCGCCCUCACCGUCGCUGGCGCGACCCGUGCCCGCUCACGGCUUCUCCAUCGAUAGACUCAUCAAUGGCGCCGACUCGGCGUCGGCAGCGGCAGCGGCCGCAGUCUCGCAAGCGCACCCGCUGCAGAUGCGCGCGGCAAACUUCCCCGGGUUCAACGGUGCGACGUACACGACGCCUGGCGGACAGGUGUCCGGUUACCUGUACCCACACCUACAGCACCUGCAGACGGCGACGCCCGCCUACGACGUGUACGCGUCGCUAGCGGCGCGCGGACUGACGAUGUCGCCACAGUCGGCGUUCGCAGCCUCCCAGUUGGCUUCGUCUGUAAAUCAGGUGCUGUCGCCCGUGAGACCGACGAUGCCAGUCGACACGCUGUCGGCACUCAAUUACGCCAGCCCCGUACUGGCGCGAAACAGCUGAGACCGUCAGCAGCAGCAGCGACGCACGCGCACGCACGCACGCACGCACGCACGCACAGACGUGGUGGUGCGUUGUUGUUGGCGUGCAUGUAAGAUAAUCUGUUAAUAGUGUACGUAUCAUUAUUAUUAUUAUUACUAUUAUUAAUAUUAUUAUUA